Molecule: messenger RNA, 855 nt
Organism: Pipistrellus kuhlii (Kuhl's pipistrelle)
Lineage: Eukaryota; Metazoa; Chordata; Mammalia; Chiroptera; Vespertilionidae
Gene: SMIM38
Product: small integral membrane protein 38
Exons: 2
Coding region: 76-234 (52 amino acids)
Source: RefSeq, a predicted model, not a curated record
GUCCCCGGCCGCAGGGUGGGCACCUGGCGGAGCCCUGCCCGGAGCUCGGGCCCAGUGGGGCCGCCCGCCCUCGGCAUGGCCUCCGGCGCCGCGGGGAGCGCGGGCCCCGACCCCCUCAUGGUCCUGCUGGUGAUCAUCUUGCUGGCGCGCUUCCUCCUGUGGUCCUGCCUCGGGAGGUACAUCGAGUACAGGCUGGCCCGGCGGCACCAGCCCCCCAAACCCAAGGAGGACUAGGGCCUCUCCGAACGCUGGGCACGUCCCCUCCGGAGGGCGCUGUCCCCGAGAUGCCAGACCCUGAGUCCGAAGGGGCCGGGGGCCGUGGAGCAGGGCCGGCAAAGGACCCCGGUGCCCCACCCACGGCAGAGCGGACGAUGGCCCACCUAGACGGAGCGGGGCUGCCCCGAUCACGCCCUCCAUCCCACGCCCACGCUGGGGGGUAGGGGGGCCCCCGCUGCCCGCCUGCCACGGCCCAGGCCCCCUGGUGGAGUGAGUGACCCGGGGUAGGUCUCGCUUUAGGACGUCCUGUGCUUCCAAUUCUUUGUGAACGUGUUUGCAGAAGGAGGUGGGGGUGAACCAGAGGGGUUGGGUGGGGGGCACAAGAGCAGAUGUGACCACACCACAGCCAGCCCGCCACCAAGAGUCACCCCCCGUCUCCGUCACCUCCUGCCCCCCUGCCCGAGGGAUGAGCAAGUGCAGGCAGCUGCCUCGGUUCCCCCAACAGAGCCCUGGGAAGAGGUUUACUUGGGGCGGGAGAACCUGACGGUGGAGCCGUGAGGCUGGCGGGAAGGGAAGUGGGGGCAGAGGAAGAUUGAGACUGACCUUCCAGGACACACCGCACAGUCUGUCCCUCCCACG